Messenger RNA from Ramularia collo-cygni, 462 nucleotides. RefSeq lists its product as uncharacterized. The record is from RefSeq and is a predicted model, not a curated record. The coding region runs from base 1 to 462 and encodes 153 amino acids. The transcript has 2 exons. NCBI's taxonomy places the organism in Eukaryota, Fungi, Ascomycota, Dothideomycetes, Mycosphaerellales, Mycosphaerellaceae.
AUGGCAGGUACACGAUCAGUCCCGAUGCUGAGCCUGGAAGCUGCAGUUGUAGCUUCAGAAGCGGCACAACAGAAGGCGAAGGAGAUGGGAAUCGACUUCAACAUUGCCCUGGUCGAUGGCACGCUUCACCUGCUGCACUUCACCCGCAUGCCCAACGCCAAGUUGACCUCAAUCGACAUCUCCAUCAAUAAGGCUUUCACCGCAGCUGGCCAUCGCGCCCCAACGUCAAUAUACACGAACAGCAAGAACUUCUUGCCGGGGGGACCAGGUUACAGCAUCCACAAUUCGAAUGCUGGCCGCUUUUCGUUGAUUGGGGGAGGGAUUCCAAUAACGGUGGAUGGGCAGGUAGUGGGCGCUAUCGGAGUCAGUACGGGAACUCCAGCGCAGGAUAUCGAGGUCGCUACGGCUGGUGUUGAUGCUGUGAAUGCUUGGAUCAAGAGGAAGCAGGGCCCGAAGCUGUGA